Molecule: messenger RNA, 987 nt
Organism: Metarhizium brunneum ARSEF 3297
Lineage: Eukaryota; Fungi; Ascomycota; Sordariomycetes; Hypocreales; Clavicipitaceae
Product: Malate dehydrogenase, cytoplasmic
Biological process (GO): tricarboxylic acid cycle; malate metabolic process
Cellular component (GO): cytoplasm; cytosol
Molecular function (GO): L-malate dehydrogenase (NAD+) activity
Source: RefSeq, a predicted model, not a curated record
AUGAUAGUUGUUGCCGGCGCCUCUGGCGGCAUUGGCCAGCCUUUGUCCCUGCUCCUGAAGAAUAGCCCUCAUAUUGAUGAGCUGGCUCUUUACGAUGUUGUCAACACGCCCGGUGUUGCUGCCGAUCUCUCUCACAUUUCUUCAACUGCGAAAGUCACUGGCUACCUUCCUGCCAACGACGGCGCAAAGGCUGCCUUCAAGGACGCGGAUAUCAUCGUCAUCCCCGCCGGAAUUCCUCGCAAGCCCGGUAUGACACGCGACGAUCUUUUCAACAUCAAUGCCGGCAUUGUCAAGGGCUUGAUAGAGACCAUUGCUGAGGUUGCCCCCAAGGCCUUCGUUUUGGUCAUUUCCAACCCCGUAAACUCCACUGUUCCCAUUUCCGCCGAAGUUUUGAAGGCAAAGAAGGUCUUCAACGCCCAGCGUCUCUUCGGUGUCACUACCUUGGAUAUUGUGCGGGCCGAGACAUUUGUUGCUGAAAUCGUCGGCCAGAAGGAACCCCAGAAGCUCACCAUUCCCGUUGUUGGCGGCCACUCUGGCGAGACCAUUGUUCCUCUUUUCAGCAAGGCCAACCCGUCAGUCAACAUCCCUGCUGACAAGUACGACGCCCUGGUGAACCGUGUCCAGUUCGGUGGCGAUGAGGUCGUGAAGGCCAAGGACGGCGCCGGAUCCGCCACUCUAUCUAUGGCGUACGCUGGGUUCCGUUUCGCCGAGAAACUCCUACGUGCUGUGAAAGGUGAAAAGGGUCUUGUUGAGCCCAGCUAUGUCUAUCUUCCUGGUGUGCCCGGUGGCGAUGCAAUUGCCAAGGAGACUGGUUGCGACUUCUUCUCUGUUCCUGUUGAACUUGGACCCAACGGUGCCGAGAAGGCCACCAACCCCUUGGAGGGUCUCACCGAGAAGGAGAAGGAGCUUCUUGGAAAGGCUGUGGAGGGUCUGAAGGGCAACAUCAAGAAGGGCAUUGACUUUGCUCAUAACCCUCCCCAAAAGUGA